This is a messenger RNA of Culex pipiens pallens (northern house mosquito), 1065 nucleotides long. RefSeq names its product peflin (gene Pef). NCBI's taxonomy places the organism in Eukaryota, Metazoa, Arthropoda, Insecta, Diptera, Culicidae. The record is from RefSeq and is a predicted model, not a curated record. The coding region runs from base 148 to 762 and encodes 204 amino acids. Gene Ontology annotation, biological process: COPII vesicle coat assembly. Gene Ontology annotation, molecular function: calcium ion binding. The transcript is spliced from 4 exons.
AUUGGUAGCGCUUAAUUAGUGAUUGGUAGCCAGCUGACGUUUUCGUUUUCGUUUACAAUUUUGUUUCAUUGAAAAAACAGGCGUACGAGGAUUUUCAUUCAUUAUUCAAUUGUGAAUCAUUAAUUGGUUUGAUUACCUAUCUAGACAAUGGCUUAUCAGGGCGGAUAUCCCGGCCAGCAGUACGGAGGAGGAGGUUACGGCGGAGGCGGUUACGGAGGUGGCUACGGUGCUCCUCCGCCGCAACAGCCCGGCGUGAGUCCCGAGAUCCAGAACAUAUUCCGCAACGUGGACAAGGACAACUCUGGGAAGAUAAACAGCAAGGAGCUACAGGCAGCGCUGAUCAAUGGCCGCGGGGACCACUUUUCCGACACGGCUUGCAAUUUAAUGAUUGGAAUGUUCGAUGGAGACCGCAGUGGAACGAUUGAUCUUCUUGAGUUUGAUAAAUUGUACAAUUACAUUAACCAAUGGCUUCAGUUGUUCAAAACUUACGAUCGGGACGCAUCCGGUCACAUCGAAGAAGCUGAACUUUCUCAGGCCCUCACUCAGAUGGGAUUCCGCUUUUCGCCGCAAUUUAUCCAGUUUUUGAUCGCAAAGAACGAUCCCGUCCAGCGGAAGGAGAUCUCCGUCGAUCAGUUCAUCGUGACCUGUGUGCAGAUUCAGCGCUUCACGGAGGCGUUCCGGGCGCGGGACACGGAGCAGAAGGGCGUCAUUACGAUCGGUUUCGAGGAUUUCCUCAAUCUUUGCUUGACCACGUCGCCGUAAGUCGACGUUUGAAAUAAAAAAUUCCUUUAGUGUGAGCUGCAUCAAAAAUUAACAAAUCUAUCGCGGACCCAGAAAUGCUCUCAGGAAGUGAGUCCAUACACAGGCAACUGCAUUUGAAUUUGGAAAAUUCACGGUAUUAUUUUCAAAACUUCUUUCCCGUCUGUUUGUUUUCAAAUAGCAACAUUUAAAAAAGAAACUGUUAAGAAGAGUGUGCAUCAUCUACUGCUGAACAAAACUAGCUUAUUUAAGUUUGCAGAAUGAAGGCUAUUUUGGUAAUAAAUAACACUGGUACCAAGUAAGUUA